This is a messenger RNA of Plenodomus lingam JN3, 405 nucleotides long. RefSeq lists its product as uncharacterized. The record is from RefSeq and is a predicted model, not a curated record. NCBI's taxonomy places the organism in Eukaryota, Fungi, Ascomycota, Dothideomycetes, Pleosporales, Leptosphaeriaceae.
AUGGCAACCAACAACGCAACUUCGGCCGUCUCUCUUACCAGCGAUGAGCAGAUAUCCGAGCUGCGGGAAUACCAGGCAUUCUCCAACUACCCCCUCGAAGCCUCGAAUCUGUUCUUCCAACUCAUGAACACUUUUCAGACCUUCACGGAUGACGUGAUUUCCGCUCUCCAGCGCCGGGUCCCUGGAGUGACUGGACUAGGGUUAUCUGCCUUCAACCCUACACCACCACCCAUCCACCCCAACAAGCCUCCUGUGGCCACAUCAACGGAAAACCCUGUCUCGCCUCCUCCCAAGGCCGAUUCAACUGCCCUCAAUGCCGGGCCUGCCUUGUCUGCAACACCCAAGACUGCUCCCACGUCCUGGACUUUGACAUCGCGCCUCCCGCUCCCCUCCGCCGAAUCAUGA